Fulmarus glacialis (Northern fulmar) is the source of this 1219-nucleotide messenger RNA. RefSeq names its product OTU domain-containing protein 7A-like. The annotation marks the transcript as partial. The transcript is spliced from 10 exons. The record is from RefSeq and is a predicted model, not a curated record. NCBI's taxonomy places the organism in Eukaryota, Metazoa, Chordata, Aves, Procellariiformes, Procellariidae. Gene Ontology annotation, biological process: protein K63-linked deubiquitination; protein K48-linked deubiquitination; protein K11-linked deubiquitination. Gene Ontology annotation, cellular component: nucleus; cytoplasm. Gene Ontology annotation, molecular function: K63-linked polyubiquitin modification-dependent protein binding; cysteine-type deubiquitinase activity.
CAGGCACAUGAUACUGCAGAGCUUCACAAUCAGAAGUAAAAUCAGCUGGACAGUUGCCUCCUGCUUUCCUAAAUAGGGAGAAAGUGGGUUUACUGGUGUGGAUGCUUGCCUUAUUUAUUUCACCAAAAUGAGAUAGGGCAUGUAGGAGAGAAGGGAGAUUUUUGCAAGUAGAGCCUACCAUGAUUUCUCAGGGGACAAAAUUUUGCUUAUUCAUACCUUCUACUGUGGCAAAAAUGGAUUAUUUUCCUCACCAAAAACCAGCAGCAUAACGCGCAUCUGACACAUGCCUCAAGGAACUCUUACUUAAAGUCUGUUCACAAUGGAUGCCUUCUAGCCAACCAGCAAGUCCUACUGCUGCUGCGUGUCUGGCAGCAUCUCUGAAUGAUCACAUGACUCUUGAUAUGGAUGCAGUCCUGUCAGACUUUGUUCGGUCCACAGGGGCAGAGCCAGGUCUGGCAAGAGACUUACUGGAAGGCAAAAAUUGGGACUUGACAGCAGCUUUGAGUGACUAUGAGCAGCUCCGGCAGGUACACACAGCCAACCUGCCACAGGUGUUCAAUGAGGGCAAAUACUACAAGCAGCAGGAGCCAGAGCAGCCUCCCCAGGUGACGAAGGCUGAGCGACCCUGCCUGCAAAGGCAGGAUGACAUUGCUCAAGAAAAGCGUCUUUCCAGAGGUAUUUCUCAUGCCAGCUCAGCCAUAGUCUCCCUUGCUCGAUCACAUGUAGCAAAUGAGUGCAGCAAUGAACAGUUUCCUUUGGAGAUGCCCAUCUACACAUUCCAACUACCAGACCUUAGCGUGUACAGUGAAGAUUUCAGAAGCUUCAUUGAACGUGAUUUAAUUGAGCAGGCAACGAUGGUUGCUUUGGAGCAAGCAGGACGACUAAAUUGGUGGUCCACAGUGUGUACAAGCUGCAAACGUCUUCUUCCCUUGGCUACAACAGGUGAUGGAAACUGCCUCUUGCAUGCUGCAUCUUUAGGGAUGUGGGGAUUUCAUGACCGGGACCUUGUUUUACGUAAAGCACUCUAUACUAUGAUGAGAAGUGGAGCUGAAAGGGAAGCACUGAAAAGAAGAUGGAGAUGGCAACAGACCCAGCAGAAUAAGGAGUCAGGAUUAGUGUAUACAGAAGACGAAUGGGAACGGGAGUGGAAUGAACUGCUUAAACUGGCAUCCAGUGAGCCUCGUACACAUUUCAGCAAAAAUGGAGGCACUGGUGGUGG